AUGGAAGAAGGCAGCUUUGUGAUCGUUGUCGUCGUCGUCGAAGAUGUACAUAUUACUGAUGGGAUUCAGUUUAUUAAAGAGGUUGCAAAUUUUGAGGUAGCUGAUGAAGUGAGACGGAGUCAUGGAAAUGAGGAUGAUCUGUGCGAUACGAAGCCCCCGGCUUCCAAUGGAAGUUGCAUCGUUUCCCCAGCAGAAGGCAAACACAAUAUUACAAUUGACAUACUUAUUGUUGAUGUGGACUCUUCUGAUACAAGUUCUGGAAUGACUUGCCCUGCUGCUGAUUUUGUGGAAGAGUCUUUUCUAUUGACUGUGAAAAAAUCCCUUUCUGACCAAGGUCUAUUUGUUAUAAAUUUGGUCUCAAGGUCCCCAACCGUAAAAGAAUUAGUUUUUUCGAGGAUGAAAAUGGUAAGUAUUGAUCAAGGUGGUACAAAUGAAACCUCUAGAGUUUGA
Messenger RNA from Ilex paraguariensis (yerba mate), 450 nucleotides. The record is from the annotation of a GenBank genome assembly. NCBI's taxonomy places the organism in Eukaryota, Viridiplantae, Streptophyta, Magnoliopsida, Aquifoliales, Aquifoliaceae.